Molecule: messenger RNA, 2544 nt
Organism: Acipenser ruthenus (sterlet)
Lineage: Eukaryota; Metazoa; Chordata; Actinopteri; Acipenseriformes; Acipenseridae
Product: delta-sarcoglycan-like
Exons: 8
Coding region: 520-1380 (286 amino acids)
Biological process (GO): cardiac muscle tissue development; heart contraction
Cellular component (GO): sarcoglycan complex; sarcolemma
Source: RefSeq, a predicted model, not a curated record
GAUGUUAAUGUAGUCUAACACUGACAGUGCUGCUUUUCCCUGCCUGAGAUCCAGUCCCAAAUAAACAAAGAGACACACGAAGAACUGAAGCAUGUGGGGGAGAGGAAGGUAGCUGCCUUUGCAAAAACAAACCAUGUUGAUGCUCCGCUGUCGCCUCACUGCUUCCCUCAUAUUCACAUUUGGGGAGUAAGAAGGAGACGCACACAUUGGAUUUCUUAUCAUAUAGGAUGCUCACGGCUCUCUUCUCUCUGGCUGAAUCCGGGGAAAGGACUAAUGUACUUUCUUAGGGUGAAAGAUACCAACCUAAGAACCAGCUCUGAGCCACUGGAGGCAUGAUAUCCUAACUGAUCUCGCCCCAUGGAAUGCGACCUGCUUGUGGAUUGGAGCCUCCCAAUAUUUGUACUCUAAAGAGAACCGAAACUGCUUCUCUUCAUUUUUAUGUAUGUCUUUUUCUUUUUUUUUUUUUUUUUUUUUGUUUUGAGUUGCACGGAGCGGUGAUUUUUGGCAUCUGAAAAAGAGAUGACCCAGGAACAGUGCGCUCAUAGAAACAAUGUCUCUCAAGAACCACACGUGUACAAAGUGGGGAUCUACGGCUGGCGAAAGCGCUGCCUGUACCUCUUUGUUCUGCUCCUCAUGGUUUUAAUCCUGGUCAACCUCGCUUUGACAAUCUGGAUCCUCAAAGUCAUGAACUUCACGAUCGAUGGUAUGGGUCACCUGCGUAUCACUGAAAAGGGGCUGAAACUAGAAGGGGAUUCGGAAUUCCUAAAACCUCUUUAUGCCAAAGAAAUCCAAUCCAGACCAGGUAGCCCAUUGUUCCUCCAGUCCUCCAAAAAUGUAACUGUCAACAUUCUCAACAGUAAAAACAAUGCAGUAACUCAACUAGUGGCAGGAUCCAACGGCAUUGAAGCUCACAGUAAGUUGCUGGAGGUAAAGUCCAACACAGGGAAGCUUCUGUUUUCUGCUGAUGAGCGUGAAGUUGUGGUUGGAGCGGACAGGCUACGAGUAUUAGGUGCUGAGGGGGCUGUGUUCAGCAACUCAAUAGAAACGCCUCAUAUCAGAGCUGAUCCUUUUAAAGAACUCAGGCUGGAGUCCCCAACUCGCUCUUUGUUUAUGGAGGCUCCGAAAGGGGUUGAAAUCAAUGCAGAAGCGGGGAACCUUCAGGCAACAUGCAGAAAUGAGAUGACGCUGGAGUCUAAAGAUGGAGAGAUCUCUUUGGAUGCUAACAACAUCAAGCUACCUCGGCUUCCCAAGGGGACCUACUCUGCAGCCGGAGCCAAGCAGAAAGUGUUCGAGGUGUGCGUGUGUCCAAACGGACGUCUCUUCUUAUCCCCCUCGGGGACCGGCUCAACCUGCCAGAUUAGCUCCAGCGUCUGCCUCUGAAAACAAACCAACAAACCAAGAAAUCAAAGCGCGGCAGAGGGGCCAAACAGGCUUCUCUAGGCAGUGAGCGGAGAGAGAAAGAGUCGUGUGGGAGAUGAGGAGAGGCUCUCUGAGACACGUGCGUGUGUGUGUGUGUGUGUGUGUGUGUGACAGCUGUUACCAGCACUGCUCUUGAACAAUGUUUCAGUACAACAACAACGAGGGGGAUCACCUUUUUAUAAACGGAAUCAGAAUUUUUUUUUUUCCUCCACCACGAUUUUUGCUGUUUCUCUGAAUAGCAUUGUCCUUUUGCUAAAGAAGUAGAGAAGCUUGGGUUACAGAACAAAAGCAAACAAACAAAAAAAAAAGAAACUCUUGAAAAGAAACAAAAAGAAGAAAAAAAGGAAAAGGUCAAUCAUCUGUGUUCAACAACAGAAUGUUUGUUUUGUUUUGAGUUUUUUUUUUUUCAAAACAAAAUAAUAAUUUAGCAAAGUAUUAAUCAUAUAUGAAGUUGUGGAAUUUUAUUUUACAGUUCAUACAAUUUAUAACACUAUCAUUCAUUAUUCUUUUAAUUUCUUUGUAAUAUACUGUACUACACAACUGGUUCUGAACCCGAGCCUACCCUGGACGGACGGCCUCCCGUGAUUAAUCAGACAUUUUUAUAUCUAUAAAAAGAGAAUGCUUUCAUAGCAAAUUGCUGCAGUUCAUGUUUUUAGAUUAAAAUCCCAAAGAAAUGGUUCUCCUGCACCCUCAGCUCAGUGUUUUAAUUGCGACGCUAAGUGCUCCUCAAGUACGUGUUAAUUCAUAGGGUUACCAGACAUCCCAGGAUAACUGGGUUUGUCCCGGUCAGAAACACUAACAAUGUUAAACCAUCCCAGGAUUUUGAUUGUAUUCACAUUUUGAUUACAAAAGUACAGAACUGUAUCAGUGUGCUCAGCAAGAUAACAGCGCGUUAUUAGGUUGUGUGUUAGCGCCAUUCAAAAAUCAAAUCAGCAAUCUUGUGCAUUAUUUGUUUCAUAACUCUGACUGUGUGUUUAUCACAUGUUUCAAUGGUAAUAGCGGAUCUAUUUUUUGUAAUCUGGCUUUUUGUACAUUUUACAUGUUUUGAUUAGAUGACAAUGGAAAGAAAACAAUGAGCUGUUCUGAUCUGCAAUAAAUACACUCUGUGUUUAUUUUUGAAAUGAU